UGAUAAAUGUGUGUAAGAGCACACCGGUGCCCCAAUGACACCAAGCCCCAUGGCCCUGAGACAGGCCUUUACCAGACACCAAAGGCUGUGUUCCCCUCCUGGGCCUGGGUCAUCUAGGGGCUUGAUAUCAGUGGCUGCAGGACGAACCCAACUCUCUCUCCCAGCUUCAGCCAGGUUGGCUUAGAAGGGUCAGCUACAGGAACUAUUGUGUAAUUAUGGAUCCGUGCCUGCCUACCCGCCCAUACUGAGCUGCCCGAGGACAGAGAGCAACUCUUGGUUUAUCUCCAUAGCCAGGGGCCAGCACACAGUAGACCAGAGGAGCGAUCCAGAGAAUGGGCCUCUGCUCCGCACCAGCUACCCAGCCCCCAGCUCUGCUGUCAGGUUCAACCGGCUGUGUAACAAGUACUAAAGGCCCAGCUUCUGCAGUGGGAGGAGGCAGGAACGGACUUGCCUUCUCUCCUUUCUCCUCCCAACCCCCAUCACAGAGUCACCUUUGCAGCUUCAAGAUUUUGGCCCUGGGUGGCUAUGGAGACCCCUGAGGAAAGCCAGAGGAUGGCCUGGUUUAGUGAUCAUGAGCUCGGGGUGCCCCAUGACCCACUCUCCGCCCUCCCCAAGAACAACAAGGCCUCAGCACAGGGAGGUGCCAGCCUCCCCAAGGAGACUCUUGCCAUGUCCCCAGGGCCCAGAGGCUCAGGGCCACAGCUUCCCAGCUGUGCGUGUCCCUCCCAAUGCACCUGCCACCCAUCUCCCAACUCUGGCCUUGUGCAACAUAAACGGUCUGCUUUUCACCCUGUCUCCAUUAGCAAACUGUCCACCGCCUCACCCCAGCCCACACCCUCUGGGAAUAGGCUGCCAGACAUCUGUGUUUUCAGGGCUUGGGGGUAGAGGAGCACCAGGUGCCAAAAUGGGCCCAGUGGGAGGGCAAGAGCCAUGUGCUCCUCUCCCUGCCCCUGAUGCGGCCCCAGCUGUGGCCUUCCCACUCAGCACUGCUAGCUCCUCAUCCUCCUGGCUUGGCAGCCGUCCCCUCACUUUCCAUCCCCCCACCCACCCCACGCACCGUCCGUCAGCCAUGUUCUGCUGCCGACCACCCCCACGCUCACCACACGCAGUGGCUCAGCUCCUUUGGAAGCUGGUAGCACCCACGGCAGGGAACAGGGCUGCCAGUCAGAAGGGAGUGGAUGCCUGCAUUUCCUCUUCAGGCCGGCCAGAGGCAUUCUGCAGCCUCCCCUUCUCGUCCCAGCCAACCAGCCCUGGCUAACACACUCGGAUAAGGAAUCCUUUCGGCUCUCAUUCACUCCAUGACUUUGGUUCAUUUCAUCAUUUGAGGGAGAAGCCAAAGCCAGGGACCAAACAGAAAUGUAGAAUCAUCUAAGGACAGCUGUCAGACCAUUUUCCCCACUGUCUUCACUGGCUGGCCAGAAAAAUAGCUUUACCUGGCACAGUGUUGAUGUUCAAUAACUGUCGAAUGAAGGUUGGAAGGGCUUUGCCCUGAGCACUGAGGAGAGAGAGCUGGUUGUGUGGGACUUGAAGUCUGUCUCAGUUUCUUUAGGUGGGACUGACGCCCUUGGCCUUCCUCCAGGGAAGGCGUCCAGCAUCCAGAGGUAAGGAUUCUCCUGUGGACCUUGUGACCUCUGACUCCUUCCCCUUCUUCCCCCAGAGUUCAAGGAGGCCUUCUCCCUCUUUGACAAGGAUGGAGAUGGCACUAUCACCACCAAGGAGUUGGGGACAGUGAUGAGAUCCCUGGGACAGAACCCCACUGAAGCAGAGCUGCAGGAUAUGAUCAAUGAGGUGGAUGCAGAUGGGAACGGGACCAUUGACUUCCCGGAGUUCCUGACCAUGAUGGCCAGAAAGAUGAAGGACACAGACAGUGAGGAGGAGAUCCGAGAGGCGUUCCGUGUCUUUGACAAGGAUGGGAACGGCUACAUCAGCGCCGCAGAGCUGCGUCACGUAAUGACGAACCUGGGGGAGAAGCUGACCGAUGAGGAGGUGGAUGAGAUGAUCAGAGAGGCUGACAUCGAUGGAGAUGGCCAGGUCAAUUAUGAAGAGUUUGUACAGAUGAUGACUGCAAAGUGAAGGCCCCCCGGGCAGCUGGCGAUGCCCGUUCUCUAGAUCUCUCUGUUCUCGCGCGCGCACUCUCUCUUCAACACUCCCCUGCGUACCCCGGUUCUAGCAAACACCAAUUGAUUGACUGAGAAUCUGAUAAAGCAACAAAAGAUUUGUCCCAAGCUGCAUGAUUGCUCUUUCUCCUUCUUCCCUGAGUCUCUCUCCAUGCCCCUCAUCUCUUCCUUUUGCCCUCGCCUCUUCCAUCCAUGUCUUCCAAGGCCUGAUGCAUUCAUAAGAUGAAGCCCUCCCCAGAUCCCCUUGGGGAGCCUCUGCCCUCAUCCAGCCCGGGUGGCUCUCCUCCAUUUUGGUUUGUUUCCUCUUGUUUGUCAUCUUAUUUUGGGUGCUGGGGUGGCUGCCAGCCCUGUCCCGGGACCUGCUGGGAGGGACAAGAGGCCCUCCCCCAGGCAGAAGAGCAUGCCCUUUGCUGUUGCAUGCAACCAGCCCUGUGAUUCCGUGUGCAGAUCCCAGCAGCCUGUUGGGGCAGGGGUGCCAAGAGAGGCAUUCCAGAAGGACUGAGGGGGCGUUGAGGAAUUGUGGCGUUGACUGGAUGUGGCCCAGGAGGGGGUCGAGGGGGCCGACUCACAGAAGGGGACUGACAGUGGGCAACACUCACAUCCCACUAGCUGCUGUUCUGAAACCAUCUGAUUGGCUUUCUGAGGUUUGGCUGGGUGGGGACUGCUCAUUUGGCCACUCUGCAAAUUGGACUUGCCCGCGUUCCUGAAGCGCUCUCGAGCUGUUCUGUAAAUACCUGGUGCUAACAUCCCAUGCCGCUCCUUCCUCACGAUGCACCCACCGCCCUGAGGGCCCGUCCUAGGAAUGGAUGUGGGGAUGGUCGCUUUGUAAUGUGCUGGUUCUCUUUUUUUUUUUCUUUCCCCUCUGUGGCCCUUAAGACUUUCAUUUUGUUCAGAACCAUGCUGGGCUAGCUAAAGGGUGGGGAGAGGGAAGAUGGGCCCCACCACGCUCUCAAGAGAACGCAUCUGCAAUAAAACGAUCUUGUCGGCCAGCUGCCCAGGGGACGGCAGCUACAGCAGCCUCUGCGUCCUGGUCCGCCAGCACCUCCCGCUUCUCCGUGGUGACUUGGCACUGCUUCCUCACAUCUGUGCUCCGUGCCCUCUUCCCUGCCUCUCCCCUCACCCACCUGCCUGCCCCCAUACUCCCCCAGCGGAGAGCAUGAUCCGUGCCCUUGCUUCUGACUUUUGCCUCUGGGACAAGUAAGUCAAUGUGGGCAGUUCAGUCAUCUGGGUUUUUUCCCCUUUUCUGUUCAUUUCAUCUGGCUCCCCCCACCACCUCCCCACUCCACCCCCCGCCCCCUGCUUCCCCUCACUGCCCAGGUCGAUCAAGUGGCUUUUCCUGGGACCUGCCCAGCUUUGAGAAUCUCUUCUCAUCCACCCUCUGGCACCCAGCCUCUGAGGGAAGGAGGGACGGGGCAUAGUGGGAGACCCAGCCAAGAGCUGAGGGUAAGGGCAGGUAGGCGUGAGGCUGUGGACAUUUUCGGAAUGUUUUGGUUUUGUUUUUUUUUAAACCGGGCAAUAUUGUGUUCAGUUCAAGCUGUGAAGAAAAAUAUAUAUCAAUGUUUUCCAAUAAAAUACAGUGACUACCUGA
This is a messenger RNA of Pongo pygmaeus (Bornean orangutan), 3705 nucleotides long. It is a transcript of the gene CALM3, whose product is annotated as calmodulin 3. The transcript is spliced from 5 exons. Gene Ontology annotation, molecular function: calcium ion binding. Lineage: Eukaryota; Metazoa; Chordata; Mammalia; Primates; Hominidae. The coding region runs from base 1732 to 2073 and encodes 113 amino acids. Gene Ontology annotation, cellular component: myosin II complex. The record is from RefSeq and is a predicted model, not a curated record.